AUGGGAAAUGCAUGUUAGGCGACACAAGAUAGUCUCCCCACAGAAAUCAGUGAUGAAUCUACAGGACCUCAAACUGUAAAGGAGACAACUGAUAGAGUGAUAUUUAACGAGAUUUAUAAAAUGGAAAACGUUGAGGUUCCAGAUAAAUCAUACUCAUCGCCAAUUCUAAUACAUCUUCAACUCAUCAAUCUUGACUUGAUUGAACCUGAUUAGUUUAUCCCUUAAAUUAAAUCAAGCAGAAGAACUUUGAGUUUUGUUACAGAGAGAACUUAGAAACAGAUAGGUAGAAGUAGAACAUCUUCUCAUAAACUUGAUUCAGACACAAUAUCAAUGACAAAAUAACCGAUCAAACCCUCGUUAAAAUCCCUCAAUUCUAGGAAAGGCAGCUCUAACAAAAGCCAAAAGUCAGUAAGAUGGGAUAGUGAUUUAAGUGUUUUCCUUAAUUUAACUCACUAUCAAAAUUAUUAGAUAUGA
Molecule: messenger RNA, 474 nt
Organism: Paramecium octaurelia
Lineage: Eukaryota; Ciliophora; Oligohymenophorea; Peniculida; Parameciidae
Source: the annotation of a GenBank genome assembly